Molecule: messenger RNA, 2047 nt
Organism: Panthera uncia (snow leopard)
Lineage: Eukaryota; Metazoa; Chordata; Mammalia; Carnivora; Felidae
Gene: ANXA9
Product: annexin A9
Exons: 14
Coding region: 211-1248 (345 amino acids)
Cellular component (GO): cytoplasm
Molecular function (GO): calcium-dependent phospholipid binding; calcium ion binding
Source: RefSeq, a predicted model, not a curated record
GGCCACACAGAAGCUGGUGUCCACACAGGCAGCCGCCAGGCUGUGACGACUGCCACCUCGCCUCCAGCACCUCUGGGCAUCCAAGUGCCCGCAAGAACACAUAUAUAUAUCAGCUCAGAGAGUGCACCUACUGACCUAAAGAUCCCUGCCAGAGACGCCAAGGGUGAAAGGCCAAAGGUGAAAGGCCGGCGGCAGACAGCCAGUGACACCAUGUCUGUGACCAGUGGGAAGACAAGACCAUCCCUGACCCAGGAGAUCCUCAGCCACCUGGGCCUUGCCAACAAGACUGCAGCUUGGGGGACCCUGGGCACCCUCAGGACAUUCUUGAGCUUCAGCGUGGACAAGGAUGUGCAGAGGCUGCUGAGGGCAAUUGCAAGCCAAGGUGUGGACCGCAGCACCAUCGUGGGUGUGCUGACCAAUCGGAGUAGGGAACAAAGACAGCUCAUCUCUCGAGCCUUCCAGGAGCGCACUCAACAGGACCUGGUGAAGUCCCUGCAGGCAGCACUCUCUGGCAACCUCGAGAGGAUGGUGAUGGCUUUGCUGCAGCCUGCAGCCCAUUUCGAUGCCCAGGAAUUGAGGACAGCUCUGAAGAACCCAGGUUCCACUGAGGAUGUGGCUGUGGAAAUUCUUGCUACCCGAAGCCCACCCCAGCUGCAAGAGUGCCUGACAGUCUACAAACAUAAUUUCCAGAUGGAGGUGGAGAAGGACAUCAAAUCUGAGACCAGUGGCAUCUUGCGGGACCUGCUCCUGGCCCUGGCCAAGGGGGCCCGUGAGAGCUAUUCUGGAAUCAUUGACUACAACCUGGUGGAGGACGAUGUCCAGGCAUUAAAGCAGGCUGAAGGGCCCGGCACAGAGGGCACAUGGGUCAUAAUAUUCACGCAGAGAAAUCCUGAACACCUUGUCCGAGUGUUCGAUCAGUACCAGCGGUGCAGUGGGCACGAGCUAGAGAAGACCAUCCAGAACAUUUUCCACGGAGAUGACCAGGCGGCUCUGCUCAGCCUAGUCUCCGUGAUCAAGAACACACCGCUGUACUUUGCUGAUAAACUCCAUCAAGCCCUCCAGGACAUGGGGCCCAAUUACCAAGUCCUGAUGCGCAUCCUUAUCUCUCGAAGUGAGACUGACCUUCUAAGCAUCCGAGCUGAGUUCAAAAAGAAAUUUGGGAAGUCCCUCUACUCUUCUCUCCAGGAUGCAGUGAAAGGGGACUGCCGGUCUGCCCUACUAGCCCUGUGCAGGGCUGAAGACCUUUGAGACCUCCCUGCCCUCCCUGUUCCACCACAGACAUUCAAGGAUAUGAGAUCCCCAUGUUUGGCUGGGCCUGCAGGAAACCAGCUGGGCUCCAAAUAAGAUAACCCCUCACUGAACACCACAUGCUCCAGCUUCUUGUGGAGGCUAGAAUUUGAAGUUUCUUUCAAGUCCCUUAAUUUCUUCAUCUCAAAGUGAGGUCUAUAUGUGGGUCCCCUAGCUCUGUCCUGGGUAUAGACAUCUCUUUGAUGGUUUCUGCCCUAUUCAUCCUUCCAGCACCCUGGCCAAAACAUCUCACUGAUUCUUGAAUUCUUUUGGCAAACUUCGCUGUUGUUUGUGUGCCCUGAUUAGAGUUUGGGUGGAGCAGGACAUGGGCUGGGAGGAGGUCUUGAAGUUGGAGGUGCCUUUGAUGUGCACUUGCAUAUGCAACAGGGAUCCUGUUUGACACUCCAGUGCUGCAGUAAGCAAUAAGCCCCUCCCCUCAAGGUCCCCCCUUCCCCCAUUAUUCUCUCUUCCCCAGGAAAUUUCAGGCAAAGAAACAGAAACAGGAGCCAGAAUGAGGUCAGAAAUGGUCAGAAGUAGCAAAGAACCAUCUGAUCGCGCUGCCCUCCCCCGCCUGGAAAGUCUUACGUUAAGGGAGCACAACCCCCAAAUUGCAUCUGUCCAAAGCAGGGACUUGGAAACCCACCUCCCAAACUGGAUUCCCAUUGAAGAUCUAUCAAAGACUGAUAAACAGAAACAAAAAAAAGAAACAAAAAAAGCAGGCUUUGGUUCCCCCUGCUGGCCCUAUUCGAAAUGACAAGCA